Molecule: messenger RNA, 2524 nt
Organism: Oncorhynchus kisutch (coho salmon)
Lineage: Eukaryota; Metazoa; Chordata; Actinopteri; Salmoniformes; Salmonidae
Product: transmembrane emp24 domain-containing protein 4
Exons: 5
Coding region: 310-972 (220 amino acids)
Source: RefSeq, a predicted model, not a curated record
UAAAAGAGCAGGCUCGUUUGUCUCCCAAACGGAUCAGAUUGACGCCCUCUCCCCACUAUUUAUUGUUUCUGCAGUUUGGAUCAUUAUUUUUAUUAUCUACAGAAAAACGUUUGAUUUGAGCUCAAAAAGCAGUAGUAGCAGUAUGCAAAUCAGGGAACCAAAUGAACGGCUCUUUCACCGAUGCGGUUCGUUUCCCAAUUUCACCAAAGAGAUCCGUAAAAAAAAAAAAGAGUCGUUUGUUCGCGAACGACUCAUCACUAGCAUCUACUGCGCUGACUCUGCUGAUGGUGACAACAAAGCUGUUUUGACAUGAUGCUCACUGUACCCGGCGCCGGAAUUAUCAUAUUAUUUGCUUGGCUCUCUCCAAGUUACGCUCUCUAUUUUCACAUUGGGGAGACGGAGAAAAAAUGCUUUAUAGAGGAAAUUCCAGAUGAAACUAUGGUUAUUGGGAAAUACAGGACCCAACUGUGGGACAAGCAGACCGGAUCGUUCCUCCCAGCCACACCUGGCCUUGGAAUGCAUGUGGAGAUCAAGGAUCCAGAUACUAAGAUCAUCCUGUCUCGUCAGUAUGGGUCAGAUGGACGGUUCACCUUCACAUCCCAUACCCCAGGCGAGCAUCAAAUCUGCCUGCACUCCAACUCCACCAAGAUGGCCCUGUUUGCUGGUGGCAAACUGAGAGUCCACCUGGAUAUUCAGGUUGGUGAGCAUACCAACAACUACCCUGAAAUCGCAGCAAAAGACAAGCUCACAGAGCUGCAAUUGAGAGCUCGACAAUUACUGGACCAAGUAGAACAAAUCCAGAAAGAGCAAAACUAUCAACGGUAUCGUGAGGAGCGGUUCCGCAUGACAAGUGAGAGCACCAACCAGCGUGUGCUUUGGUGGUCGAUAGCUCAGACGCUUAUUCUCAUCGUCACUGGCAUCUGGCAGAUGAAGCACCUCAAGAGCUUCUUUGAGGCCAAGAAGUUGGUGUAAUGCUCUCAGGCCAUCACUGAUUGAGUUUAAGACCGGCAUCACACCCAUACAGAGCUGACUGGCAGAGAGACAAGGUGUUGAUGUGAUUUAGUAGAUGCUUAAAAAGGGCAAUUCUGCCACUUUCAACCUCAAGUGUACAUAUGUGAAACCAGCUCAUUUGUGGUUAAAUUGAUAAGGUCCUAAAAAAUAAAAAAAAAGUUUCUCUGUGGGUUAAAAGUAAAAAGUGAUUUUCCAAACCUGCAGUUAUUUUUUUCCUCCCCAUGUCACCACAAAGGUUUGAAAAUCAGUUUUUAAAAUGUAAACUUUUGAUGUCAUCAGGUAGAACUUCACUUAAUUGUUUUAAAUAAACAAAUGUGCCAUUUCACAUAUGUCAACAAUGGUAUUAUGCUGGAGAUAAAUGAGGUUGAGAAGUGGUGGAGUUGCCCUUUAAAUGGGCAAUCUGCAGCUGAAGGAUAGGGCUGGAGAAAUUUAACCACACUCACAUUUUUAGUCAAAGCUAUAAAUUCAAGGACUGACCAACUUUGAGAUCAAAAUAGUUCACAUUUACUUUGUUUAUAAACAAUGAAGUAAAACAAGCUUUUAUUUUAGGUUCUGAUGAGGUACAACAGUUGAACUAAGCUCAUGAGGCAUUUGUAAGUUAUUCAAGAAUCAAAAUGGGUACAUAUUAAUUUGUAACAACUGCAGAUUGCCCCUUUUAAACCUGGGAAGCAAAUGAAUUGAUGCCAUCCAAGUGCGUUUUGUAUUGUCCAUUAUUAUUCAGUGAUUUUAAUUAUUGUGUUAAGGAGUAAGCAGCACCUGUGUCCAUGUUGUUGUAUUAGGUCUACUGCUGUGUAGUUGUAUAAAACUUUGUUGGAUUGUACAUAUAAGAAGUGGCAGAAGUAAACAUUUAAUGUGUGUCACUUUGAACUAAGCAGUCAGAUCCACAUUACUAGUAUUUUGUAGAUCUUGGUCUUUCUGAAAACUGUAUACUUUUGGUUUAAAACUCUUGUAUUUAUUUGGACUAUAUUGUGUUUUAGUCUACUAAAAUGAUUGUAACAUAGCUAAUAAUAGGGAUAUCUUAAUGACUAACCUGUUCACGCCCAAACACCCGUUCACAAGUAGAAUGGCAUCCACAACCUUACCUUCUGUUGAAGAGCAGUAUCAUUCCAGAAAAUAUGACAUUAUUUAUAUUUCUAGAGGUCCAAACAGCCCCGUUGAAAAGAAAAAGACCAACUAAUUAAAUUAGGUGCAGAUUCAAUUUGAAUGUUGUGAAAUGAAUGCCCAUGAUAAAAUACCCUUGAGUUAUUCAAAACUGAACAAGGGUUUAGGUUACAAGCUAGAUAUCAGUAAGAUACGAAUACAACUACUGUAGUGUUAUGACAAGGAAUAAAGUCACAAGGUUUUCAUUUGUCAUUAUUAAGGUUUUUUAAAACGUUUGGUUGGCUGUCAUUUCAAUGUACUCAAUAAAAAUGGAAACCGUUUUUGAUUCCCAUCUGUGGUCUGUUUAUGUAACAUUCCCUGAACAGGAUUUUUUUCUAACAGUUAUUUUCAAUAAAUAUUUUAUUGCUGGUCA